AUGGAGGGAGUGAAAGGACAUGAAAGUGCCGAGCAAGGAAAGGCGACAUCAGUGGCUGCCAUGAAGGCAUGUUACCAGAGUUUUGACCCUGCAGAGUACCUGCAGUAUAACUACACUCCACCACGUGCCAGCUUUGACCGCAGAGACAGCAUUGUACCGUGGAAACUCAGCUGUCUGCACAGAGCCUUUACUGAAGGGGAUGUGAAAGGAGAUAUUCUGGUGGAUAUAGGCUCUGGUCCUACCCUAUAUCAGGUGAUGAGUGGCUGUGAGAGGUUUGAUCGUGUGAUCCUGACUGACUUCUUGGAAGUGAACCGCAGGGAGCUUCAGAGAUGGCUACAGGGCGAGAAUAGCAGUCUAGAUUGGACUCCAUUCCUUCAGUAUGUGUGUAAACUGGAGGGGCGAAGCCCAGAAGCAUGGAACAAGAAAGCAGAACGUCUUCGUUCCGUGGUAACAGAUGUGCUGCCUGUUGAUGUACAUCAGCCCUACCCGUUACCUCCAGAUGCUUUGCCCCCCACUGGAGCUGACUGUCUGGUCUCUUGCUUCUGCCUGGAGUCUGCAAGCCCUGACCUGGCUUCCUUUAACAGAGCCCUUGGUCACCUCUCUAGCCUGCUCCGGAAGGGAGGCCAUCUCCUGCUCAUCGGCGCCCUGGAGCAGACAUUCUACCUAGGAGCACAAGGGGUACGUAUACCUGUUGUGCCACUGGAUGAGGCUCAGGUGUGUGCUAGCCUGAGAGCCACUGGGUAUGAGCUGCAACACCUCAGCAUUUACACUCUACCGCCAGACAUGUGUGUGGGUGUGGAUGAUGUUACCGGUGUCUUCUUUGCCAAGGCUAGGAAACAUUAA
Molecule: messenger RNA, 843 nt
Organism: Chanos chanos (milkfish)
Lineage: Eukaryota; Metazoa; Chordata; Actinopteri; Gonorynchiformes; Chanidae
Gene: pnmt
Product: phenylethanolamine N-methyltransferase
Exons: 3
Coding region: 1-843 (280 amino acids)
Cellular component (GO): cytosol
Molecular function (GO): phenylethanolamine N-methyltransferase activity
Source: RefSeq, a predicted model, not a curated record